CGGCAAAUUUCAAAAAUAGAAAAACAGCAUCAAUCAGGAAAGAAGGAAAUGGGCGCUGAAACAUUUGUGGAGAUUAUACUCGCAAUCAUCUUGCCUCCUAUCGGCGUUUUUCUUCGAUAUGGUUGUGGUAUCGAAUUCUGGAUAUGUUUAUUGCUGACGAUAUUGGGUUAUCUUCCGGGUAUUAUAUACGCAAUUUAUGUUUUGGUUGUGUAGGUAAUUAAUUUAGUGGUUUUUCUUCCUUUUUGUUUUCAAAUACGUACUGUGCUUUGAAACUGAGUAGUGAUCAAAGGAUUUAAGUCUUCAUUAUGUAAAUUUUCUAUUAUGCAUACUAGAUCUCAAUCCUUCAUCAGAAAUUAUAUUAGUUUUUUUAAUUAGCCAUACUCAUAUUAUUGUGGAAUCAGAUUGUUAAUACAUCAUCAGAACUUGGCUUGGCUCCAUUUGAUUGAUGGGCGAUCAACAUUCAUCAAUCGUCUCUUUCUAUUAUGCACGGUACAUAAUAUG
Messenger RNA from Cynara cardunculus var. scolymus (artichoke), 501 nucleotides. Its product is annotated as salt stress-induced hydrophobic peptide ESI3. The transcript is spliced from 2 exons. The coding region runs from base 49 to 213 and encodes 54 amino acids. NCBI's taxonomy places the organism in Eukaryota, Viridiplantae, Streptophyta, Magnoliopsida, Asterales, Asteraceae. The record is from RefSeq and is a predicted model, not a curated record. Gene Ontology annotation, cellular component: membrane.